AUGGUACCGGAUGAUGUGGAACCGAUGGAAGUGGAUGAUGAUGGAGCACUAAUUGUAGAUUUGAAUGAAACUGUAGAGGAAGAUGAAGAGACAAAAAAGGAGAAAAAACGAAGAAAGCGGUUUCGUGAGAAAUUGAAACGAUUCGAUCAUUAUUCCCAGUUCAGUGGCAUCUCUAUAGCACAAAUCGAUUGGCCUCUAAUACAAGGGCGCUCCCUGCAGAGGUCCCCCUUGACAGGACAGUCUUUUAAUGCAGACGAAAACAUUUUCCGAAUCGACGAAUGGCCACGAGAGACGUUUCUCCAAAUCACAUCAACCCUCACAUUCUGUGCUGGUGCCGCCCUUUUGAGCAACGAAAAAAUCACACUUUUCGUGUUUCAAAGAACAAUGAAAACUCUGGUGGCGUACUGUAAUUUCAUGUAUCAUCGUGCCAUAACACAUAAUCGGCGACAAAUCAAUCGAAUAGACGUUCACGAACUGAUCUCCAGGAAUCCGUUGAGGUUUCACAUGUUUCUUCAGAAAUUUCUGCCCCACCCCGACAUCAAUCGAACGCAUUUCAAUAACGAAUUCCUCUACUACUUUCACAAUCUCUACUUCCAAGAUGAAACGUGUCGACUACUGUAUCACGAUGUCGCUCGAUACUCCCCAAUCAUAAACCAACAAGGAACCCGAAUGUCCCUUCAACACCAAAUUUAUUAUCCAGAUGUCAUGAGGAAUCCGGCUUUUGAUGCACUUUGGUUCACUAGUUUCAUCAAUCCCUCUGGCUACAGUUUCUCUCGUUUUCACGCUUAUCGAUUUCAUGAGGCAUUGGGAAUGCCGCCGUUGGAAUCCGAGCUGAUUAUUGUGCUGGAUUGGCUGGCGAAAUUGAUCAUUUGUGAUAUCGGCUAUAAAGUUUUGGCAUGGCGAGACGCGCGAGGAUUCCAGGGUUUGCCGGAUUUGUUGAGUUUUCAGAUGGCCAUGUUGGAAGAGGGCGAUCCCCUAUUCGAUUUGGACAUUGACUACACAGCUCCACCAACUCGUCUAUUCUCGGAACCCACCCGGUUCCAAACCUACCCAAAAUUCCAACCACGUCGACGAAUAGAUUUUCCUUCAAGAUUCGACGGUUUCUACAAAAAACGACGGCUCGAGCGAGGCCUUGAGGAGAUCCAAGAAUCAUUUAUUAUGAAUCAUUUUCCCACGAAACCCCUACGAACCGUUUACGUCUAUACGCAUCCUGAAGAACGCCGACGAUAA
Molecule: messenger RNA, 1230 nt
Organism: Caenorhabditis briggsae
Lineage: Eukaryota; Metazoa; Nematoda; Chromadorea; Rhabditida; Rhabditidae
Gene: Cbr-fem-3
Product: Protein CBR-FEM-3
Exons: 7
Coding region: 1-1230 (409 amino acids)
Source: RefSeq, a predicted model, not a curated record